Molecule: messenger RNA, 8952 nt
Organism: Anguilla rostrata (American eel)
Lineage: Eukaryota; Metazoa; Chordata; Actinopteri; Anguilliformes; Anguillidae
Product: nuclear factor 1 X-type
Exons: 15
Coding region: 953-2668 (571 amino acids)
Biological process (GO): regulation of transcription by RNA polymerase II
Cellular component (GO): nucleus
Molecular function (GO): RNA polymerase II cis-regulatory region sequence-specific DNA binding; DNA-binding transcription factor activity, RNA polymerase II-specific
Source: RefSeq, a predicted model, not a curated record
GACUGCGAGCCUCUCAGUUUAUUAAUAAUUCACCAGCUCUCCGCUUCCCCGACCGCGGUCCAGGCAGACGCAACGGUCUUUCUGUAUAUUCACGAUUUAUUGUUAUCUGCUUACUUACGUCGUCGGACUGGGUACAUACAAAUAUAUGGUCGAUCUGUGGAAGCUUUCAUUUGGGUUUACGUAUUCUUUAUCUCUGCUGCCUCCUCUCUCGCUCAAACACCUUUGGUGUUCGCACAGAAAUCAUCGUUAUAAGACGAACUUGAUCUUUUUUUAAUCAGGUCUAAUCUCAGUUUGGAGGAGGAGGUGGAGAAGGACCAAAGGGGGUUCCACUUUUUGGUACAGGAGGAGAGGAGGGGGAUAGUGGAGAGAGCGAUAGAGAGAGGGAUGGAGAGAGAGACGUGAUGCAGUCUUAAAUCCUAGAAAGAGUCAACAGCUGAUAUUUAAUCACAUAUACGUUGAAAACAACUUACUGUCAAUCUCAAUUUCAUUCAACCUGUUUGUCACUUUUUUUCUCUUGUUUCUGACGAACCACAGACAUCGUGAACGGUAUCGGGUGAACAGCUCCGCGAGAGAUUUGGUGGACAGAGCGCGGCGUUUUGAGCCAGACUGCAAUAGCAAAUCUCCUGGAGCUCCGAGGUUGACGACUGUUUCUGAUGGAAGUCACUCGCGUUAAAAGUGAACUGAAACAUCCAGAAUGACGCCGAGGUGGUGAAGGCCUGGAUAAUCCUCCUCUCUUUCCUUUCCCUUAAGCAGAAGACUUACUUUUCAACAAAAUGUUCGCUGGGCCACAGGCCGUCUUGUUUUAAGGUUCUUUUUCUGCUUCCGGUAUCACCGAAGAAUCCAAGUCGCGCUCUCUCGCCCUUUCUCCCACUCACAGUUUUUGGAAGCUGAGCUUUUUUUUUUUAAAGGAAAAUGGGUCUUUGAGGCUGUUGGCAAAUUUCCCUGCUCCACAAUGGCAACCGAAACCUUUCUGGUGAACGAAGACCCAUCCAGAGGCCCGGGGCUGCCGGAGUGCUUCGUAGUGUCCGAUUCAUACAGGGAUGAAUUUCACCCUUUCAUCGAGGCCCUGCUGCCCCACGUGCGCGCCUUCUCCUACACCUGGUUCAACCUGCAGGCCCGCAAGCGCAAGUACUUCAAGAAGCACGAGAAGCGCAUGUCCAAGGACGAGGAGCGCGCGGUGAAGGACGAGCUGCUGGGCGAGAAGCCCGAGAUCAAGCAGAAGUGGGCGUCGCGGCUGCUGGCCAAACUGCGCAAGGACAUCCGGCCCGAGUUCCGCGAGGACUUUGUGCUGACCAUCACGGGCAAGAAGCCGCCCUGCUGCGUGCUCUCCAACCCCGACCAGAAGGGCAAGAUCCGCCGCAUCGACUGCCUGCGGCAGGCCGACAAGGUGUGGCGGCUGGACCUGGUGAUGGUCAUCCUGUUCAAGGGCAGCCCGCUGGAGAGCACCGACGGCGAGCGGCUGGUCAAGUCGCCGCAGUGCUCCAACCACGGCCUGUGCGUCCAGCCCCACCACAUCGGCGUCUCCGUCAAGGAGCUGGACCUCUACCUGGCCUACUUCGUCCACACGCCAGAAUCUGGACAAUCAGACAGCUCCAGCCAGCAAGGCGACGCUGACAUCAAGCCACCGCCCAAUGGGCACUUGAGUUUCCAGGACUGCUUUGUGACUUCAGGAGUGUGGAACGUCACCGAGCUGGUCCGCGUGUCACAGACUCCGGUUGCCACGGCGUCUGGCCCCAAUUUCUCCCUGGCUGACCUGGAGAGUCCUGGUUACUACAACAUCAACCAGGUGGCUCUGGGGCGACGUUCAAUCACUUCCCCCCCUUCCACCAGGUCUGAGGUGGAGCUAUAUGCAAGUCUUCCACGGAGCUCCAACAAGCGCAAGUCCAUCGAUGACAGCGAGAUGGAGAGCCCGGUGGACGAUGUCUUCUACACCGGCCGGUCUCCCGCCGCCAGCAGCUCCCAGUCCAGCGGCUGGCCCAACGAUGUGGACACAGUGCAGCACCAUUUGGCGAAUGUGCAGGAGAGGAAGAUAAAACAUGAAAAUGAUGGCGUGCAGUUUCCUUACCAUGAGCUCCACAGUGUAUCAGAUACAGGCUGGAGCACCAGGGGACUGUCCUCGCCUGGUUCUCUUAAGAAGCCGGGAAAGUUCGAUUUCAGCGCCCUGUCGGCCCAGACCAGAUCGCCCCGCAUGGCGUUCACCCACCACCCGCUGCCAGUGCUGGCGGGCGUGAGACCAGGGAGCCCCCGAGCCUCGGCCUCCGCCCUGCCCUUCCCCUCCCCGUCCAUCAUCCAGCAGUCCAGCCCCUACUUCACCCACCCCACCAUCCGCUACCACCACCAUCCCGGACAGGACCCCCUGAAGGAGUUUGUGCAGUUCGUCUGCUCCGACGGCUCGGGACAGCCCAGCGCACAGCCAAACGGGAGCGGCCAGAGCAAAAUGCCGGGCUCCUUCUUGCUGCCUCCACCUCCCCCAGUGGCCCGCCCAGUGCCCCUCCCCAUGCCCGACUCUAAACCCUGCAGCACACCCCCUGACGGCGGACUCACCUCGCCCGCAUCUCCGUCAUACUCCUCGCCAGGCUCCACAGCUCCCAACAGGUUUGUCAGCAUCGGAUCACGGGACAACAACUUUCUGAACAUCCCCCAGCAGACGCAGUCUUGGUUCCUCUGACAAGACCUGCGUGAAGCAAACAACAAAAAUUCUGUAUUGAAAAUAUAAAGAUAAAUUAAAUAAACCGCUCUCCAGCCCUUCUAACACCGAUGAAAAACAGAAAAUACCUGCAUGAUUUUAACAGGAAAAUAAUCUCAGCUCCAUGAACAAAGCAAAAAAAAAAACCCAGAGGAAAAAAACAUUUUAGCAGAAAAUUUUAAUUCAGAAGAGGAAGAGGAAGAUGAGGAGUCAUCUUGGAGAGCAGCAAAAGCAACCGGAAAAAUCACCCAGUUCUUUUCCUUUUAAUAUUGAGGCACAAAGGCUGAAGAAUCACGAAAACCUGCAUGUGCAACAGAUUUUAAAAAUAUGGUUAAAAAAAAUUAAAAAAAACUAUGAAUCUAGAUUUUAAAAGAACCUUGAAUUGAGAAAAUCAAAUAAGUUUUCGCAGUCAGUAUUUGGGCAUGGCCGUUCUGGCUGUUGAGCACCGUCCCUCCACAUAAUCCGCCGUCCAACUGCAAGUCCUGACGUGAUUGGUUGGAGAGAAUGAACAGUACAUUAUGUUUCGCUGCAGUCAGGAAGUUACUUACAAACCCCAUUUUAAUCAGCCAAUCACGGUGGCACAAUUCAAUGUUCAGACACCUGCGCUAAUUGACGGAUCUCCGCUUAUCCGUCGAACAAUAAUUGGCUGAAUUCACAACGAGUGACUGCAGAAGCAUCGCCAACAAAACAAGAAUUUGCUGCAUCCACAUCCACAACCCGCCACGACAAAUCGCGUUAACACUAAUCGUGUGCAAUUACAUCCCGACUCAAAUGCACUAUUGGAACAAAUGAGGGAUAGAAGCAAUUUUGCACAUCAGUGGGGGAAAAAAGCAAUGAUGUUAAAAGAGCAAAACUAAUUAAACAAAGCUUUUCUGCAGCGACGUGCCUCCGUAGCAACAUUCACUCCAACCAAUCAGCCGAGCCGUGGCCAGACAGGUCUGGCGCCUCCCCCCCACCCCCCCCCCCCCCCCUCUGGGUGAGCACAGCAGGCACACAGUCACAGAAACAGCAGGUGAGGCACUGCGCAGAUACCCAAGACUCAGGGCUGCCCUGCCAAGACCACCGCACGCACCACACGCGCCACACACCACCCCCGGGCCCUCUGCCGCACCGUGGAGUACACACCUCCGAAAGAACAUCUAAAUACACACACACGUGCACACACACCCACACACGCACAUACACGCACACGCGCACACGCACAUACACGCAGGCACGCACACGCGCACGUCAGAACACUACCCUAAGCCUUGCAUUGCACUCAGGCCUUCUCUCCCUCCACCAGAGCUGGUCUUUUAGGAGUCAGCAGCACUGGAAGGCAGUGCGUGUGGUGAGAGCAGCCCACCGUUCGCCGUUCCUCGUGUGGCGUUGCGCCGUUGAGCGGGGCUGUUGCGCAGCUACGGUCAGCAGCACAUUCUAUCUCCCAACCUUACACAGCGAGCAGGACGUGCGCGAGCGAGCCAGCAGCCGUAGCUGAGCGUGGUUCUCUCCUGCUGUCCGAAAGCCAAACUGGAACACGGGGUAACAAACAGCAACGUAUCAGCCGCUACAUAAUACAGGUUCUCUUUUCAUUUGUCCUGAUUGGGUUUUCUGUUCAUUCUUUUUCUUCUGAUCUCAAUGCUGGAUUAAGGUUUUAGUUUAUUGUUUUGCUUGUUUUAUUGGGUUUCAUUCAUGUAGUUUUUUUUUUUCUUCUCUUCACUGUGGUUUUAUUGUAUUUCUUCUUCUUUUUUUUGUUUUAAUUUGCAGGACAAUACCGUACUCUAAACUCAUUUUAGAAAUCCAUGUUUUCGUUUUUUUUUUUUUUGCAGUAGAUCCGCUCAGACUCCUCCCAUAUGCUCUUAGGAGCGCCUCUCGCAACUCUCGGAUUGGUUCGGGGGGCCGGGGGACACGGGGAUGACUGCUCUGGCAGCCAAUCACGCCUGUGAGACAGGUGGGGCCUGUGGCAGCAUGACUGGGGGUCUUGGAUGGCAGCUCUCCGGGGCUGCGUGCUAUAGAACACAAAGGGAGGAAGGGGCAGGAUGUCCAAAUCUCCACUCUGACAAAGCCCCCCCCCCUCUGCCCCUCCUCCCCAGUAACGUUUACACUUAAUGUUUACAUUCCCAGAAGCCCACGUUCCAAGAACUGGAUGAAACUGUGGAACAAAAGCCUGUUUUUGAUUUUUAUUUUAAUUUUUUUCUCCCCCAUUUCAUCGGGACAAAGAGGGAGAUCUCUGAGUUGAAUCAUAGUUUAUUUUUUUGGGGGUGGGUGGGGGGGUGUCUGACGCUGCCCCAGGCCACACAGCGAUUGGCUUCCAUUGCGGUGCGUUCCCUGCGGCCCCCGACCCAAGCCCUGCCCCCUCCCCCCCCCCCCCCCCAUCGCCGUGCUUUCAGAGAGGUGACACCAAACUGCCCUCUCUUCCUCUUCCCCAUCACCACAACUCACCCACGAAGCAGACAGCAAUCUCUCACAAACACAUCCACCUCCAGCUCAGCCCAGCAUUGAUUCGCCUUCCUAACAGUACGCAAACCACACACAGGUCACGACAUCAUCCAGCAUAGUUUAACUCAAAACACAAAACACACACCGCGGUCACAGCAGGAAAAGCACACACACACACACGCACACGCGCGUGCACACACAUCAAACCCCUGGAUCACAAUAAAGGGAAGCCUUGACAUGUUUAUUUUUUUCGGUUCUCCAAACUGCCUUUUUUCAUUGAUUUGAGAUUUGUUGUUAGUGUGAGAGAAAUUUUGAAUGCUUAUCUCAUGAAAGGCAAAAUAAUCAAACCACUGACCUCACAAAAUAACUGGACUGCCAAGCUGUGGGUUUCAUUGCAGGGAAACAAUGUUGCCAGUGAGCAGCUUUCUCCUCAGCAUCAUAGAAAAUUAGUUCCACUGCAUAAGGAUUAUAUUGACAAUGGUGAUUUCUUUUUUAAUCUAUGGAAGUGCCUCUGUAUUCCCUUUAUGCAAUUUGUUAACAUGAAUUCAGGUUCUUUUUCACACAUAAGCUAUAGAGAAUGGUAAAAUGUUAUGUCUCAGAAUCACUGGUUAAACCGGUGACCAAUCACUAAAGGAGAUUGCAAACAUCUUUAUAUAUACAUAUAUAUAAUAUACAUAUAUAUUUAUGAACAUAUACUCUUUUCUUUUGCUAUAUAAGCUCUAUGGCAGUCUAGUUAUUUUUUGAAGCCUGGCUUUGUCAGUCAGUGACAGCAUCUCUCAAUAUCUGUUCAAAUGUACCAGUACUGACCCACUGAUACACAUAUACACAACCUCCAGAAAAAGCAAGAAGAUUCCAUGGCAAGUUAAAAAACAAACAUUUCUUUUAAAAAUUGAGGGUAGAAUUGAAGAAAAAGAGUAAAACAGCCUACUUUGUUUUGUUUUUUCUUUUUUUUUUGGAUGGAAAGUAUUAUUAUUGAAAAAUAAUGUAUGUCGAUUGAGCCAUGUGCAAUGCAUUGGGUAGAUAAUUGUGUUUGUCUGUUAGAGAUUUUUAAGAAAGUUAAAAGAAAAGAGAGAAAAAAAAAUAUUUUUGUUUCAAGUCCACAAGCUCUGGGACUCUAAAUACGAGAGCGGAGAAAAAAAAGAAUCCCAGUCUUUGUAAGUUUGGGGGAAAAUUUUUUGAAUUUUUGUUUUGUUUUGUUUCACUUUUUAAUGUUUUAUUUGUAAUAAUUUGUUUUUAAAAUGUGGGAGGGCUGAAGGAACAAUUUUACAAAACAUCAAGAAAUUAUAUAUUGCUAGACGAAACUGGUGCUUUUUAUGACAUAAAGUACAUUCAAACUCUAUUAUACAUAAAUAAUAAACAAAAAUAAGCGUUAUCAUAAAGCACAUUUUAGGAAAAGAGCAUUAUUCUUCUUCUAUUCCUCUUUUUGUAUUUACUAAGGGGGGAGGGGUUCAUUUACUUCUAGGUUGUGACAAAAGGCAUUUUUCCUCAACCUUUACCCAACUUAGAGCGAGGUCAGGAGAGCUUGCAGAUUCAGCGCUAUAAUCCCCCAGAGCCACGCAACAGAACAGAGGAGGCUGUUUCAAUAGCAAGCUAAACGUAGCCUCCGGUGGCAUGAGCGAACAGUCCCAGAGUUCAGUGGGUCAAGUGUCUCUGUGACGAAAGCCAGGUCAGCAUAACCCAUGUGUCGUGCUGCAGUGUUUGAAGAUCUGAGCUGUACCCAGCCCAUCAGUCAUCGUGACCAGAAUUGCCCCCCACAUAUCACUUAUCAUAUGUUCACAAGAACACUGCCAGUCCAUCACCUUUUUUUUUAUUUUUAUUUUUUUUAUACAUUUGAAGUGGUACCCACAAUGAAAAUCACCCACGUUCAUGCUGAGACACAGACAAGAGCUUCCCUGAUUAGGAAGAUGCAUCAAAAAAUUUUAUCCUGUCCUAAAUGUGCCAGCAAAGCAGAGAAAACUGAUCUAAAGUCCACAUGCUUGGAGAGAUGGGAGAUGUGAAACGUGAACUGAUUUUUGGUAGAUUUUGUAGACUCCCAUCUCAGUGCAAGCAUUGGCAACAAGCAAAAAAAAAAAAAGAGAGAGAUAUUGAAUUUCACAUUUGGGAAUUAAAAGCCCAAAAAAAUGAUAAUCAUGUAUUUUUAAAAAAAUGGAACCUUCCCUUCUCUCUCAGCCUUUGAGUGUAAAUGAAAACUGAAAAUAAAGUUGUGUUUUGUGAUGUAGUGUAGAUUCUGAGCAUUUAAAGGUUGUCCCUUAAAAGUGCCUUUUGUUCACAGACUCCAUCUUGUAAUCCAGAGCGCCCUUCUAAAAAAAAACCAGUCCCCUCCUUCUUACUGUCCUAUAUCCUCUUCUAGCUUUUCAAAGCCGUAUAUAUAGUACUAAAGGAAAUUGGUGUGAUUUAGUUCUUUUUAUUGUUAAAUGAAAAAAAAAAAAAGCAAAAAAAAUAUAUAUCUGUCCUUCCUUUCUUGCUUUCUUUCUUUCCUUCCUUCCGGCUUUCCUCCUCUCUUGGACACUGGAGUAGUCUGUAGCUGUGUGUCUGUCUCUGUUUCUCCCCUUCUCUGAGUGGAGGGGGUUUUUAAAAAAAUGGCAAAAACUUUGUCUGAGCAGAAUGCAGUUAGCUCACAUGUUAUUCUUGUCUGUGCGCUUCACAAUGUAUACCAUACCAAUCUCUUCAGCUUCUCCAUUGAACAGCUAAAGUACGUGAACAAGUUACACCAGUGGGCUCUUGGGGGUGGCAUGGGGAGGGUGUGUGAGGGUGGGGGGGUUUCUGUGUUCUGGGUGGGGGGGGGGGGGUUGAGGACAUAUUGUCUGCUUUCAGGGGACAAAAUAACAUACAGUGAUACUCCUCUGGUGGGGAGGGAGUGGCGGUGAAGGGGCUGCUGGGAUAGGAGAGGACAGUUUGUCAUUUCAUUUUUUUUUUUUUGGUUUUUUUUUUGCUGGUAUGUUUUUUGAUCUUCAAUUUGUUUUAAAUUUGUUCAAAUUGUUUUUGAUCUUCGUUUUGCUUUAACAGUUUCUUUUGUUGUUGUUGUAAUAUACUUUUCAUUAGCAAGAUGUCAAGAUGAGAACGGGAUGCUAAAAAAAUGCAUGGCACCUUUUUAGUGGUUGUAGGGAAACAUCUCAAAAAUUUAUCAAAUAAAUGAAACCACUCUAAGCACCUUAUGACAGACUGUCCAAAUGCAUGGCUGGGUGAAAGCUCAAACCAGUACAGUCCCGUACAAGGGCCUUUUUAAUGCCAGCCCCCACAUUACUAUUUGAAACAAAAACCCUUCUGCAAGAAUCAAACUGUCCUAUCCGCUCUAACCACUUGCAGACUUGAUCUGUUUAGUUAAAUCUGGCACUCCAAUCAUUCUACUGGCAAAAGAACAGCUAUAAUGCUCCAUCUAAACAUUUCCUGAGCGGUUGCACGGGGUGGGUUUACUCUAUUCUGAUUUAUUCUGCGAAGCCAGCAGCAGUAUUAGCCGCGAGAGGUGAUUGGCUGCAGUGAGCGAGCCUGGGGGGUGGAGCAUUGACCUCUCCUGCUGUGUGGGGGGUUUGGAAAUGGCCCAUUUGACGGUGAGCAGCCCUGUCCUAGCUUUGUGCCAGAUGUCCAUUUUUUUAUUUUUAUUUUUUUCCAUUUUUUGUUUCAUAUUUUUUAUUUAGCAUGUAGCACCGUUUAGCGACACACAGACAGAUCCUCAGCUGGCCCCGCCCCCUCUCUGCCUACAGAGUAGAGUCCAUGUCUCAGAAAGCACGCCCCCAGGGCUCAAGGUGAAAUGCAUGUGUUAAUUACAGUUUCUUUUCCAUAAUAAUAAAAACAGUUUGAAAAGAGCAGCACUUUUAACUGAUUAAAUAAAAGGAUGUUCUUGACUGUAA